Diorhabda sublineata is the source of this 3535-nucleotide messenger RNA. RefSeq lists its product as uncharacterized. Gene Ontology annotation, biological process: protein histidyl modification to diphthamide. The transcript has 12 exons. Lineage: Eukaryota; Metazoa; Arthropoda; Insecta; Coleoptera; Chrysomelidae. The coding region runs from base 373 to 2406 and encodes 677 amino acids. The record is from RefSeq and is a predicted model, not a curated record. Gene Ontology annotation, molecular function: diphthine-ammonia ligase activity.
GGUAAAAAUAGUCAAUUCAGAAAUGACACAUGUGUUUAUUAAAUCAACAUUAAUACGUUUUUGUUUUUGAAACCUAACCUGUACUUUUAAUCAGUCAAACUAAAUGUAUUCUUAUAUUUUUUUACUUCUAACCAAACUUGACCUCUGAAAAUUAAUGUGCUCAGUAUCAGAAAAAGAAUGUAAUGUACUCAUAAAUGUGUUAUAGAAAUAAUUGUGAAAGUGUUAAAAAAAAGAGUUUUCUAUCUAUCCUAGAGACGGAAUCACGUUUUUUAGUAACACUCUGUAGAAAGCAUAAUAAUUGCGGUUUAAAAUAAAUGUAUUCAAGAGGAAGAUUUGCAAUUUAUAAUAAAUCUACUUAGGCAAUAUUCUAAGAUGAAAGUAGUAGCUUUAGUAAGUGGUGGCAAAGACAGCACAUUUAAUAUGAUGCAAUGUAUUGCCGCAGGCCACCAGAUAGUGGCUUUAGCAAAUUUGGUGCCCCAUAGUAAAACUGAAAUAGAUAGUUUCAUGUAUCAAAGUGUAGGCCACGAGGCAAUUGACCUAAUUGCAUCAGCUAUGGAUCUACCUCUAUAUAAGAGAGAUACUUUAGGUAUUUCUAAUGAAAGAGGUAAAAUUUAUGAACCUUCCGAGAGCGAUGAGGUAGAAGACUUGUAUUUAUUACUCAAACAAAUAAGGAAUGAAAUUAUAUUCGAGGCUGUGUCUGUUGGAGCUAUUUUAUCGGAUUACCAAAGAGUAAGAGUAGAAAAUGUUUGUAUAAGACUGUCCCUGGUACCUUUAUGUUAUCUCUGGCAGAGAAAUCAAAUCGAACUUCUUGACGAAAUUAUAAAAUGUGAAGUAGACGCUAAAAUUAUCAAAGUAGCAACAUUAGGUUUGGAAAUUAAACACUUAGGAAGAUCCCUUAGCUCGCUACAACCUCAUCUAUUAGCAAUGCAUGAGAAAUAUGGGAUAAAUGUUUGUGGAGAGGGCGGAGAAUAUGAGACUUUAACGUUAGAUUGUCCUCUAUUCAAGAGCAGAAUACUAAUUGAAAACUCGGAGAUCGUAAUGCAUUCAGAUAAUCCUAUAGCACCAGUAGGUUAUCUCAUAUUCAAGAAAUUGUCACUAGAAAUCAAACUGCCAGCUUUAGAUUUACAAAGUAGAUUGGAAGGCUUACCCUUAAAGGACAGUAAUGGAUAUGUAACUGAUCAUGAAGAAGAAGCGUUUCAAUAUAUUGAAAAUGACACAGAAGACGAAUCCACCGUAAACUCCGAUUAUGUAGUUAACUAUAAUUACACUUCCGAUGGUAUAAUACAAGAAGCGUCUUCUGUUGGAAGUAGAGAAGGGUGGAUAUUAGUAGGCGGCAUUCAAGGAACUUCUCGUAAUGCUGCCGAAUCUAUGACGGAGGCGAUGAGUAUCUUACAGUUGGAAUUAUUAAAGUACAAUCAUACUGUGAAAGAUGUGUGUUCGGUUACAAUGUACAUUGGCGAUAUGGCGGAAUAUGCUGCUCUGAAUAAACUUUAUGUUGAUACAUUUAGUUUUGCAAACCCACCCACUAGAGCUUGCGUGCAAGUGCCCCUGAAUGCUGAUAACCCAGUAAGGCUGGAAGCUAUUUUAUGGAAAGAACCAUCUACUAAUACUGGCGAUAAAAACGAUGAAAGACAAACCAUACAUGUGCAGAGCAGAUCACAUUGGGCACCAGCAAAUAUUGGACCAUACAGUCAAAGUAUCAGAGUGAAAAAUAUCAUUCAUUUAGCUGGACAAAUUGGAUUAGUACCAGGUAGUAUGGAAAUGGUCAAAGGAGGAAUAAAAUCUGAAUGUAGGUUGGUUUUGAGACAUUUAAAGAGAGUUUUGAUGGCUGUGGAUCCUAAAUUUAGUUUGAGAAAUGUUGUACAGGGAAUUUGUUAUGUGACUGACGUAUCGUAUAUUGCACCUUGUAGAAAAAUAUGGGAAGAAAGAACUAACAAUGCUAUCGUUGAUUAUGUAGUUGUUACUGGAUUACCAAGAAAUGCUACAGUGGAAUGGCACGUAUGGGCACAUAAAUAUAACAACCUAUUUGAUUAUGAAGAAAGAGGAAAGUUUGUGGAUAACUUUUCAAUAUCAAUAUAUCGUCGUUGGAAUCACGAAAAUAAUAUUUCCACCAUAUUAUGCAGGAUUAGCCAUCCAGAUGAAGAUGCAAUUAUCAAACUUUCCAUUUUUAAAGAAGCCAUCGAUUAUACUAUACAAAAACUUCAACAGGGAUAUGAAAGUGACACUUCCGUCAUUAAUUUGAAAAUUUUCUAUUCUGUCACCAAAAACAUUGAUUUAAAAGUUAUCUUAGAAUGUAUAGAAAACACAAAAAAACACAUAAGCUUAAGUUAUACUUUAGUACCUGUAAUAUCUUUGAAAAACAAACAAAUAUUUCUGUCAAUUUGUGGUAUUAGAAUGCUCAAUUAAUCGAUAUAAAAUAGUUACAAAAUGUAAACAGCAAAAAUAUGUAAAAAUAAUUAAAAUUAUCUAUCUGUUUAUAGCUUGAAAUAUGAUUUUUAUUUUAAAUUUUAUUUGUUAUAAACUAGUUUCCAACGAUAAAAGACAUUACACUUGGAAAAAGUUAUCGUUGUGGGAUUGUGGCAAUGAAAUACCAAAGUAUUUUUUAAUAUGUAUACCGUGCUUAUGAAUACCUAUGUAUAAAUUAUCGGGAAAUUGAUUAAUCGAGAAUUAUGGUGUCUAAAAUAUUCAUAUGACCCAUCAAUACUUACCUGCUAGUUGAACCAAAAUCUGGUAGAGUACAUGGAGAAAGAGGUAGGUGAGUAUCAGUGCGGUUUCCGCUGUAACCGUUCCACUGUUUAUUCCAUAUUUACGUUCCGUCAGAAGACCUACUAGUACAAUGUCAAUCUUCAUCACCCCUUCAUUUAUUUCCGCCAGGCGUACGACAGUAUCCUCAGAGAUCAGCUGUUGGAGGACCUGCUGGGGUUUGGCGUCCCAAAGAAGCUGGUGCGUACGGUUAUGACAAUGAGGAACGCCUGUAGUAAAGUGAAGGUAUCGGGGUCUCUAGGCAUAGUUUUUACUGUGAACAUAGACUUGAGUCAUGGAGACCCACUAGCGAUACAUCUGUUCAAUUUUUCAAUUGAAGGUGUCGCAAGAAACAUCCGAACGAAUCCUGGAGAAACAAUUUGCAAGAGGCCCACGCAGCACGCACCCCGCCUAUGCGGAUGAUGUUGAUAUCAUGGCACGAACCACUUCGGCUCUUACAUGAGCAGUUGACGAGUUCGAGCAAGCAGCUGAAGCAAGAGGACUCAAAAUGAAUACAUAAAACUAUGUACAUGAGAACCUCAAGGAUAAACCCGACCUCCCAAACCACAUUCCAAGUCAGAGAACAUCGCACUUCUCUGUGUACCAUCAAUUCAAAUAUAUUGUGACCGAAAACUAUACAGGGGGGGGCAACUUACUUCAAUUAAAUAAAAAACUAUAAAAAAUACGAUUUAUCAAAAAACAUCUUUUUAUUUCAGUAUUAUUAGAGUAAAAUAAAUGUACUUGUUUAUUUUUUAACGAAUAAAGAAAACUCUGCCAAAAAAAUGAAAAUAUA